This is a messenger RNA of Racocetra persica, 349 nucleotides long. Lineage: Eukaryota; Fungi; Glomeromycota; Glomeromycetes; Diversisporales; Gigasporaceae. The record is from the annotation of a GenBank genome assembly.
CAAAAUCCACCAAGCAACAAGCCCACUUACAAAAUCAUGAAAAAGGCUCCAAGAAAGGUAAUAGCACCAGAAAAAAUGACAGUAUCAAGAAAAAUAACAACACCAGGAAAAGAGAUCAGAAUCAAUGCCACCAGAAAAAAAUCAAUGCCACCAGAAAAAGCGAUGGCACCAGGAAAAAUGACAGUACUAGAAAAAACGAUGGCACCAGGAAAAGCGACGACACCAGAAAAAGCGAUGAUACCAGAAAAAGAAAUCAGAAUCAAUACCACCAGAAAAAGCGAUAACACCAGAAAAAAUGAUGGUACCAGAAAAAGUGACAACACCAAAAAAUGUUCUGAUUUAGCUAAAC